Pseudophryne corroboree (corroboree frog) is the source of this 6677-nucleotide messenger RNA. It is a transcript of the gene PRDM2, whose product is annotated as PR/SET domain 2. Gene Ontology annotation, molecular function: RNA polymerase II transcription regulatory region sequence-specific DNA binding; histone methyltransferase activity; protein binding. Bases 304 to 5184 code for a protein of 1626 amino acids. Gene Ontology annotation, cellular component: nucleus. The record is from RefSeq and is a predicted model, not a curated record. NCBI's taxonomy places the organism in Eukaryota, Metazoa, Chordata, Amphibia, Anura, Myobatrachidae. The transcript has 10 exons. Gene Ontology annotation, biological process: regulation of transcription by RNA polymerase II.
AUUCAGUCCGCAGGCCCGUGCUGCCGCUGCUGCUGGGGAGAGAAUAAGGAUCAGGGCUACUGCUGCUGCUGAUCUGGGUCCUGUCAAUGGGAAGCUGCUGCAGGCUACAGCCUUGGACGGCACCCGGGACAGAUCAGGUGAAUCCUGCAUUCGGACCGGAACUCGUGCGGGCGCCGGCGUAACCGAGCCUGGAACGGCACAAAGGGCACCCGGUGACGCUGCAGUAUACGCGGAGCAUCCGUCACGUAUAAGCAGGAGUAUCUUUGUGAUGUGCAUCUUUCUAGAUCUCCUUGGCAAUUCAAAAUGAAUCAGGAUGCAAUAAAAUCUUCAGAAGCAACUGAGACAUUGGCUGAUGUGCCCGAGCAUGUACUUCGGGGCCUUCCCGAGGAAGUGACGCUGUCUCCCUCUGCUGUUGAUAACUUGAGAUUGGGUAUUUGGACCAGAAAACCUCUCCCUAAAGGAAAGAAAUUUGGACCUUUUGUUGGUGAGAAGAAGAAGCGUUCUCAAGUGAAGAACAAUGUCUACAUGUGGGAGGUGUAUUACCCAAAUCUGGGCUGGAUGUGCGUUGAUGCAACAGAUCCACAGAAAGCCAACUGGUUGCGUUAUGUAAACUGGGCUCGUUCUGCAAAGGAACAGAAUCUCUGCCCAUUAGAGAUCAACAGGGCUAUAUACUAUAAAACAUUAAAGCCAAUUGAGCCAGAAGAGGAGCUGCUAGUCUGGUACAAUGGAGAAGAUAACCCUGAUAUAGCAGCUGCUAUAGAGGAAGAGAGAGCUGCCAGCCACAGAGGCAAGAAGAACUCGCCUAAAUCCAGGAGGGGAAGGCGGAGAGCACUCCAUGGUAAAAAUAAACUCAGUCUAAACAGACAAGGAAAGAAGACUGGCCCAGAAAUAGCUUCUGCUGAAAUGAAGGACUCUCCAGAUGCUCCUAAUGAAGAGGAUAUAAAGCCUCUAGGCUCCCCUGUCUUGUCGCUUGAGCAGACAGCUGUGAUCCAAGAAAUGGUGAAUCACAAUGUCCUCCCAGAGUGUAUCUCCAUCCCUACCACUAAACUACUUAAAAUCUCAGACCAAAAGAGUAUGGAAGAAGUUGCUCUUGAGCAGGAGCUUGCUGAAGACUUGUACAAAGAAAGUUCGGAAAGAGAUUCUCUAAAUCAGGAAGAAGACAGUGCAGAAAUGCUUGACGACUUCCGAAGUACAUCCGAUGAGACUCCAGAAGGUUCUCCGAAAAAGAAACCUGUUAAAAUCGGUAAACCCAAAGGGGAUGCCAAUGGAGAGUCACCCGAGGCGUUCAUGUUUCCAUGCCAGCAUUGCGAGAGAAAAUUCACAACAAAACAAGGGCUUGAACGGCACAUGCAUAUUCACGUUUCCACCAUAAACCACGCGUUCAAGUGCCGGUACUGUGGAAAGGCUUUCGGAACACAGAUUAACCGGAGAAGACAUGAACGACGGCAUGAAGCUGGCCCUAAAAGGAAAUCUUUAGAGCUGUCUGCUUCUGGCGAAUUUGUUCAAACUCACAAACAUAUUAUCGAUUCUCUUAAAGCAACCGAUGAAUACAGUAGUUCUCGGCUGCAGUAUAAAAUGACUGAUUCUGAUAGGGAGACUUCACAUUCUGUUCUUUCAGAUGAAAACGGAGAGCCAAGCCGAGAACUGCAUCCAUGUAAAUACUGUAAAAAGGUAUUUGGAACCCACACUAACAUGCGUCGGCACCAACGUAGAGUUCAUGAACGCCAUCUAAUUCCAAAGGGUGUGCGGAGAAAAGGCCAUCUGCUUGAAGAUACAAAGCUAAAAUCUGAGCAGUCUCCACCAGAUGAAAACGUUUACAUAGAAAACACCGAAAUCGAGGAGGACGGAGAAGUGGAUGAUGUUUAUAUAAUGGACAUCUCCAACAAUAUAUCUGAGAAUCUAACCUACUAUAUAGAUGGUAAAAUACCAUCAAACAUCGCAAAUACUGCUUGUGAUGUAAUAGAAGUAGAGACCAGCUCUACAGAUGUGUUGGGAAUCAAUUGCUUGCUUACCCCUAUCAAGGUUGAAGUUUCUCAGAAUACAAGACCUCUGCCAUCUGCUUCUUCUGAUAAUCCAAAUCCACUUAGUGACUCUUCCUGCAGUGGAAUAUUGGAGCCAAAAAAGAGACGAACCAUUAGUCCACCUCUACUGUCAAAAAUAAAAACUGAAGUGGAGCUAGAACCAGUAACACCUUCUUGCUCUCUUACUAUUCCACUAAGUGUGGCUGUAGGUGAUAAUUUACCUUUUCAGAAGGAGAAAAAUGUUUAUUUAUCUUCAAAGCUGAAACAGCUUCUUCAAAUGCAAGAAAGCAACAAGUCUCAAGUUAGUCCAUCCCUGCUGUCGGAGAUUCCAAAGUUGAGUCCAGCAGUCUCAACUAUGACAACCUGUUCCAAUAGAUUUAAAAGACGCACAACAUCACCUCCCAGUUCACCACAACACAGCCCAGCUGCUAAAGAAUUUGUUAAACAAGAAGGAAAAACCUCUUGGAAUGAAGGUCUUGGUCCAAAAAUACCAAAGUUAGAAAGUCAUAGUCAUUCGCCUGUCUGGAGCUUGUCUGGAAGAGAGGAUCAAGAUAGCACAAGUCCUUGCGAAGACAUAAAGAUUGCGAAAGAUUGGACUUCAAAUCUAUCUUUUGGAAAUGUCUGCAACCAGCAACCUCUGGACUUGUCCAGUGGAGUAAAACAAAAAUCUGACAGCAAAAGUCUAACACAAGUUCCUUGGGAGUCUGUGCUUGAUCUGAGUGUAAAUAAGAAGCCCUUCUGUGAAAGCGAUACAAAGGAGUACAAAGGAAACAUCUUGUGCAUUGGUGUCAAAAAGAAGAAGCCUACAACAUGCAUGUUGAAAAAAGUUCUAUUAAAUGAAUAUGAUGAGUUGGAAGUACCUGAGGAAAGUAUUUCACAGACAGAUGCUUCUGUUCUUCCCUGUAGAACCGAUGAGCAGACGCAUGUUCCAGAACUUGAGGCUAGCUCAAGUGAUGAUCUUUCUCUUCCUCCAGAAGUUUCUUCCCCUGCUCCAGUUGAACACAUUUGUACACCAGUUUGCCAGUCACCACCUAUUCUAACUCCUUCUGAGGCAACUUCUCCUACUCCAUGUCCACCAUUUUUGAUGGACAGUUCAUCACCGCCUCCUCUGCUCACUACUAAUGCUCCUUCGCUCCCAGAUUCUUUAUGCAGUGUACCUCCCACCCCAUCUUGCCCAUCACCCCUUUCUGCUAUCACACAGUCCCCACUCCCAGUUCUUUCAUGUACAGUAUCUCCAUCCCCAUCUCCUUCUCCUACUACUGAUCCUUCUGGCUCUGCUUCGCCUGGCCCUCCCACCCUCUCCUCUUCAUCAUCUUCCUCAUCCUCUUCCUCUACUCCAUCAUCAUCGUCUUCAUCCUCUUGUUCAUCUCCUCCACCUUUGACUGUGGGAAUGUCAGUCUUAUCUCCCUCUUUAAAUUUAGAAUCUUCUGCAGUGAUGUUUGUUAAACAAGAGCGGCAUGAAGAAGUAUCAGCAACUAGAGACUCUUUACAGACAAGUCAAAAUGACUCAACUUCUGAAGGAUUUAAUAAGACCUUUGUGUGCAAUGUUUGUGAAUUGCCAUUUACAUCUAUUAAAGACCUUGCCAAACAUCUAGUUGUACAUGCUGAAGAAUGGCCCUUCAAAUGUGAAUUUUGUGUGCAACUUUUCAAAGAUUCAUCAUACCUCUCAGAACAUCGUUCCAUGCUGCAUGGGGUUGGGAAGAUUUUUGUUUGCUCAAUAUGCAAAAAGGAAUUUGCUUUCCUUUGUAACUUACAACAACAUCAGCAGGAUCUGCAUGCAGAUCAAGAGUACAGUCAUCAUGAGUUGGAAAAUGGGACUCUUAGGCCACAAAACUUUACAGAUCCUAGCAAAGCAAGUUUAAUUCAACAUCAAAGAAUAGAUGAUGGUGGUGAUGAUGAUGAUGAUCCCAUGACACCAUCCCCAGAAGAUGAUGAAGAUCUAAAUGAUUCUUCUGAAGAACUAUAUACAACAAUUAAGAUUAUGGCUUCUGGGGAAAAAUCGAAAAACCCAGAUGUACGCAUGGGUCUUAAUCAGCACUACCCAAGCUUUAAACCACCGCCUUUUCAAUACCAUACCAAAAACCCCAUGGGUAUUGGCACAACUGCAACAAAUUUUACUACUCAUAAUAUUCCACAAACCUUCACUACUGCUAUACGUUGCACUAAAUGUGGGAAAGGUGUUGAUAAUAUGCCUGAAUUACAUAAGCACAUAUUGGUAUGUGCCUCUGCCAGUGACAAAAAGAGAUACACUCCUAAAAAGAACCCGAUUCCCUUGAAACAGACUGUGCAGCCUAAGAACGGUGUAGGAGUUGUACUUCUGGAAGCUACAGAGAACAGUCCAUAUCGGCGGAUAGGUCAGCCAAAAAAGCUUAAUUUUACCAUUGAAAUCGGUAAAAUGUCUUCUAGAAAGCUGAAGCUGGGUGCAAUAAAAAGGAAAAACCAGCUUCUACACAAGGCAAUUUUGCAAAAGAACAAAAAAGCCAAGCAAAAAUCAGGUUUGAAAAUAAAUAUGUCCCCCGAUUUAUCGUCUCACGUUUGUCCAUAUUGCAACCGAGAGUUUACCUACCUUAAAAGUUUGAACAAACAUGCAUCCUUUAGUUGUCCGAAGAAGCCAGCCUCUCCACCUACCAAAAAAACUCCUCCCAAACCUUUAAAGAAGUCUUCAUCUGCCAAGAAACACGCAGCCAGCAUCACGCGGCGGACAGCCGAUGCCGAGAUACAAAUGCAAAGCACAGAGACCCAUUUGGGAAAAACUAGAGCAAGGAGCAUAACACCGGCACCAAUUCAGCUACCUACAAUACCUAUCAAGUCGAAGCAAAGUGUGAAAUCUACUCCUCCAGUCAAGUCCAAGAAACCGAAUGUCCCUGUUAUAAGGAACUCGAGUCCUGUAAGAAUGUCUAAAAGUCAAACUGCUGUAGAGGGGAAAAAGUUAAAGAAAGCAACACUCCAUGUCCUACCGCAGUCUUUUGGGAAAACCUCACGGAAGCUGCAUGUCAAACUGCAGAAGAACAAGUUACCAAACAAGCAGCUAGCAAAGAAGAAGAAAAAAGGCAAAUACAAAGGUAAAUCCAGGGAGAGAGUAGGAGGACCCCGUACCAGAAGCUCUGCAGACUAUUCAGAUAAGAGGGAGGAUGGAAGACCAGAAUCUAGGAACCAGUUUUAAAAUGUACACCCUCCUGUGACUACUGUUUAACUUUGGAAUACCUGUUGCAUGGUCAAGCUAAAUGAAUCACUACAAGAUUAAAACAAGAGAAUGCAAAUUGGGCUGCACAUUGAUUGUCACAGCCCUUGUCAUCACAGCGUCUCUUUCUGCAUUUCCUCAGUCUGUGUCGGGCAUGCUGAAAUACUGUUCAUUCCAUAAGGACUGCGUACAUUCGACUGGGAUACUCAUCGCCUUGAGUACAUUUUAAGUUUAAUGCGAUUAUACUUGGAACAAAGGAUUUAUUAUUAUACAGGGGACAUAAUCUUUAACGAUGUUCUCUGUAUCUUUUUUAUUUAAAAAAAAAAAAAAAAAGAUAAAAAGUUGGCAAUUCAGGGUUUGAAAUAUUGCUGCAUCUGACACAAGUACUUUGAUAAAAAUAUCAAACAGAUUUAAAACUUUUUUUCUUUUCUAUAAGUCCUGCAGUUGAUGCCUAAAUAUAAAUAAAAUCAGUUUGGAACUUUAAGAUUUCCAGCACUAGCAACCAGGCUCAUGAAUUAGUAUUUAAUAUGAUUAAUACAGUACAUUGUUUUUAACAAUUCCCAAUUUCACAUUUUUAUAUUCACAAAGAGCUGUAGUCUAAAGGUAUGUAACUGAAACCAGUUUUGUUUUAUUAUCUGUUGAGUUCCAUUUAAAAAAUAGCUAUCCCAAGGUUUACAAAAAAUGUAUGUAAUAAAUAUACUACAUAUAUUGCACACCUGUUUCUUAAUGUAGGAUAGCUGAAAAUCAUUGUUUUGACCUGUUGAUAGAUUUUACAAAUGUUAUUAUGUUUUGUUUUUACCACUACUAUUCAGAGCUGUAAUAUUUCAAAUUAUUCAACAUAAAUUUCAUUUAUAUACCCUUAUCUGUUAUCAGUAAUCUACCUCCUAGACUGUAGUUCGACACUUGUUUGGUGAAUUUGUGCCACUUUAUCGCUUUUACUAUCAUUCCCAUUUUUGUUACAUUUCUCUAACUGGGACUUUUAUGUUCAGAAAUUGUAUAAAGCAUUUGUAGUAAGUUUAAGUAAUAAAAAAUUUUAAAAAUGCAAAAAAAUAAAAUAUUUAAAAUUAUUUAAAUUGUUUUUGACAUGUCAGUUGUUAUUAUGUGAUUUCUUCGUUUUGACAAGUUAUAUUUUUGGGGGAUGUUAAUCUUAUAAUUGUUUUAUGUGCUGAAGUUUGCUGUUUGUUCCUUUUUUUUGUGACAAGCGAUUUGAAAAUAUUUUAUUGACAUAAUUAGAAUUUAAAAAUUUGACAAACUGCUUUUAAACCUGAUAUUGACAAAUAUAUUUUACUUAAAAGUAUACAAGUUAAGAUGUGGUUUAUGCUAUUUUUAUUCUGGCAUGAAAUCUUGUGAUUGUCAGAUGUGUUUUAAAAUGGGAAAAUCGUUUAUGCUGUUUAAAGCACUUAACCUUAUAGAUGGGCCUAUCGUGAUAUCUUUUAUAUACUUGUAAUCAAUAAAAAAAAAAAAACUUUAUUAAA